This is a messenger RNA of Alternaria hordeiaustralica, 1101 nucleotides long. RefSeq lists its product as uncharacterized. The transcript is spliced from 2 exons. Bases 1 to 1101 code for a protein of 366 amino acids. The record is from RefSeq and is a predicted model, not a curated record. Lineage: Eukaryota; Fungi; Ascomycota; Dothideomycetes; Pleosporales; Pleosporaceae.
AUGAAGUUCCGCAAGCACGCCCGCCGUCUCAAGCGGUGCGCAAAAGCCAUGAUAUCCAAUUCGACUCAGCCCUUCCGCUUCAUGGACUUACCCGGAGAACUGCGCAAUCAAGUCUACACCCUGUUGCUAUGUUCGUUCGGACCUCCUGUCGAGCAGACAGUCAGAAAACUCGGCGUGCCUAUUGCAUCUGCUGGCCACCGCGCAGAGACAGCCAUCCUUCUCACCAGUCGUCAAGUUUAUCUUGAAGCCUACGACGUCAUGGUGAAGGCGAACCGUUUCGUCGUUGUCCGCGCAUUCCCGCCUAUACCAGUCAUGGACAUCAUCCGGCAGAGUGUUGUAACGGUCAUCACAUACAACGAUUUGCAUAUCUCUCAGUUCAAAGGCCACAUCCUCUCAGUUACAUUGUCGAUGCCAGCGCCUUCGCACGAGCCGCCCAUGAGCGUCAUGCUCCUCGCCAGAGAUCUGCCAUCGUUCUGUGAGAAAAUCAAUCGAUGCACUCUUAACAACACUCUCAUAGUCGAUGUGGAUGUCGCACCUCUGCUCGGCGAGCACACUUCACUUCACAAAGACUCGUUCGACGCCUUUGUUUCGGAAGAGAUACAACUCAGUCUACUCGCUCCAUUCAAGACCCAUAUGCGAGGCUUGAAGAACGUCCGUGUACAUGGUCGCGUGUCGCCCGGGCUUGCGAUUGCGACGGCGAAGGACAUGUGCCAGAAUGAAUGGUCGGAUCCUACUGAACUGCUUCACCAACUCCAAAGCCUAAAAGAGCACGCAGCUGCGAAGUGGCAAGAUGGCUCCCGCACGGAAGGAUCAAGGGAAGGUCGCACAUGGAGUCCGUCAUGGGCUCGUUACUCGAAGCUUCUUUACCGACAAGCGCUGGUCUAUCUCCUACUCGGUAGUAUCGGAAACGCGGACGGAGCGCUCACUAUAGUCGAAUGUGCCCUCGAACGCUCGCCUAACGACACACCUUUCCUGGAAUUACGUGGCGCCAUACUCCGAUGGAUCGCUUCUGGCUGCGACUUCGAUGCCGAUCGGGCUUCAGUUCGCAUUCAUAUGUCUGACAGCGGCGACAUUACAGUCGACAUGACAACCAACAUGUAA